AAGCGGGAAAUCCCUCAAAUUCAAAUUUCAAACCCUUAUCCUUCAAUUAAAUUCAAACAGUGCCCCAAAUUUCAAAUUUUUCACAACGAAAACCAAAAUUCUCUAUCUCAGAGAUGGAUUUUGAAAAUAUGAAAAGGAAACAACUACAAGCAUUAUGCAAAGAACAUGGAAUUCCUGCAAAUUUAACCAAUUUAGAAAUGGCCAACAAGCUUUCUUCACUACUCAAGGUAAAUGAUGAAAAACCCUUAACUCGAGGGCGAUCAUGUUUAAAGAUGUUGGAUGAGAAUGAGUCUGACGCUGUUAAUAGGAAGGUAAAGAAAGUGAAGUUUAGUCCUGAUAAUGAAGUUAUUGAGUUUACGAGAUCGGCUCAAGUGAAAAGGGGAGGGAGGCGGAAUACAAUGUUGUACAAGAACAAUUUGAAUGUUAGGAGUGAUGGGUUAAAAGUAGGCAUUUUGGAUAGUCCAGUUAGGGUUACUAGGUCGCAGGGAGUGAAUAUAGAAGAUGGUGUUACUGAGAAAAAGGGAAGGACAAGGCAGGUGAAAGAUAGUGUAAUUUCAGUGAAUAAGAGUAAGGAUGAAGUUGGAGUGACCACAAAAAGAACAUUGAAGAACAAGGAAGUAGGUACUAUACUGGAAAAGAGGGAAGAAAAUGAGGGAGCAAAUGAUGGUGUACGGAUGAGUAGAAGAGUAAGAAGUCGAAAAAAUGCUAAAGAGAGUGUAGAGGAUUCUCAAGAGGAGCCGAAGAUGGAUGAAAGUGAAAAGGCAAUUGGUAGGGAAGAGAAGAGGGACAAGAAAGUGACAUUCAUUAGUGGUGGUCACAUGGAUGAGUGCACAAAGUCCGAAACAAAAGCCAAGGAGCCGAAAAGAGUAACAAGAAGGAAAUCUAUGACUCAUAAUCAGACCUUGCCUGUUCAAAGUGAGGUUGAUGCAGAAGUAAGGGAGGAGGUCGUGGAGAAGCCAGCUCGGGUUACAAGGUCUCGGAACUUGAAACCAGUUGAGGAUAAUCUCAGUAACAAAAGGAACCGGACUAGGGGCAGGAAAGCCAUUGAGACAAGUGAGGAACAGCUUUGUACUGAAUUUGUUGAAUCUUCAGUUGAAGCUGUCAAAGAUGAAGCCAGAGUAAUCACAAGAGGGUCUCGGCAGAAUAGUGUAGUGGAGGCACCCGAAAAGGCUUUGAAGAGGUCUGGAAGGAUAGCUAAUAAGGAUAAGGGAUCAAGGUUGAGUGAUGAUAUUACUAAAGAAAAGAUGGUUACUGGGGGUAGGACUAGAAAUCAGUCUAGCUCGACUGUACAAGCUUCAACAUCGGAAAGUGGAACCAAAAUUGUUGAAUCGAAGGGGAAACAUGAAGUGGUUCUUCAACUUGAAGAACCUGUAGAAGUUCCUCCUAGAAGAAGUGAUAGGCGCAAAUCUGUUUUGCCUUUGGAGAAAUUGAGAGGUGAUGAAGUUGCGGCCAAGAAGGAGAAAAGAAAUUUCUUGACUGUUAAUGAUGAUGAGCUAAGGCAAAAAGUCACAGAAGAACCCCAGAAAGCAUUGAAGCGGUCAAAAAGGCUUGCUACACAAGUGGAAGAUUCAGUAUUGGCCAAAGAUGAUAUUGCUGAAAAUAAAAUAGGUAGACCAACUGAAUCUCAAGGGACUCUUGAAGUGGUUCUUCAAACUGGAGAAGUUCCUGUCAGAAGUAAUAGGCGUAAAUCUGUUGUUCCUUCUCUGGAGAAAUUAAGAAGUGAUGAAGUUGUGGUUUUAAAGGAGAAAAAAACCUUAAAUGCUAAUGAUGGUGAGAUUGGAAGUAAAAGGACAAAAGAAGAACCCCAGAAGAUUUCAAAGCGGUCUAAAAGGCUUGCUAAACAAAUGGAAGAUCCUGUACUUGCUAAACAUGAUAUUGCUGAAAAUAAAUUAGAAGAGAGGAGAUUGUCUAGAAGGAAUGUUGCUAAUGCAAAUGUAGACACCAAGAUAUUGGACAGAUCAGUGCAAGAAGAAACUUCUGUGGUAAAAGAAGAGAGGAGACGAUCUGGAAGGAGUGCUUCUAGGCAUACUCUUGCAGCAGUGUCAGAUGAUAAGAAGGAAAAGGGUGAGAAUCAGCUGACAAAGAGAAAUUGCGCUGUUCAAGAUAAAGAUUCUACCAACAAGUUCACCCUUCAAGAUUUAGACUCAGCGAAACAGUCCAUAAGUAGUUCAAAGGCAAGUGUCAAGGCAUCAGUUGUUAAAAAGACAAGUACUGCAGGGAAGAAGCAGCAGGGUCGACUUAAAAGAUCAAAUGUGGAAGUAGAAGUACUCAUGCCUGAGGACAUGGAAAUAGUCAGAGAACCUGACAAUAAAGAUUGUAAUAUCUCAGGGUCAGGAGGUACAAUGAGCUUCUCAAGAUCAUCUCUGAAUGAGCUAGAUGCUGUCCCAGAUGAUGUCAAUAUAGUUCUCGCUGGCACCAAGGAUGACACAACUGCUGAGUCGAGCAUCCUAGCUGACAAAUUAACUGAAGAAGGACCUCUUGUAGAUGCAAACUCUUCUCUAUCUGAAAAUAAAUCUGCAUCGAAAUCUCUUCCAUUCAGUGAUCCAUUCAUCUCUGACGCUAGACCUGAGGAAAACCUACUUAAGGAGCUUUUGCAGUCUGACCAUGAGGAGCAGCCUGCAAGCAAAGGCCUAUGUCCUGGUUCUGUUUUGGCUGAUGAUGCAGUUCCAAAUGACCUAACUUUUGACAAACAGGAGCCUGGUGCAACAGUAGUAGAUAAUGUAGAAGAAUUUGUUACAGGAUUAUCUAAUGAUGUUUUUGAUAAUUGUUCACUAAGCCAGAGUAAUAAUAUGGAAGAGAUCCUUGAUUCUGGAACUAAGGAUGAUGCAGCUGCUGAGUCAAGCCCCCUAGCUGACAGAUUGAUUGAGGAAGGACCACUUGUAGAUGCAAAUGCUUCCCCAUCUGAAAAUAAUUCCAUAUCUGAACCAUUCAGUGAUUCAUUCAACUCCAAUGCUACACCCAAGCAGAACCUAGUUGAGGAACUUUUGCAGUGUGAUCAUGAGGCGCCUGCAGGCAAAGAUCUAUGUCCUAGUCCAAUUUUGGCUGAUGAUGCUGUUCCAAAUGAAAUAACUUCUGACAAACAGGAGCAUGGUUCAAUAGCAGCACAUAAUGUGGAAGGAUUGUCUGAUGAAAUUCUUGAUAAUUGUUCACCAAGCCAGAGUGAAAAUAUGGAAGAAAACCUUGAUUCUGGCUUUAAAGAACAAUCAGAGACUGGAUGUGUUGUUACUGAAGGAGUAAGUCAUGAUGAACAUGAGCCUGCAAGCAAAGUCAUAUGUCCUGGUUCUGCUUUGGCUGAUGAUGCAGUUCCAAAUGACAUAAUAUCUGACAAACAGGAGCAUGGAACAGUUGAGGCAGAUAAUGCUGGCUUGAAAGAACAAUCAGAGACUGGAUGUAUUGUUAUGGAGGGGGUAACUUAUGGUGAACAGGAGCCUGGAAGCAAAGGCCUAUGUCCUAGUUCUGUUUUCGCUGAUGAUGCAGUUCCAAAUGACAUAACUUCUGACAAACUGGAGCAUGGUUCCAUUGCAGCAGAUACUGCAGAAGAAUUUGACUCAGGAUCAUCUAAGGAAGUUCUUGAUAGCUGUUCAGUAAACCAGAGUGUUAAUAUGGAAGAUAAGCUUGAUUCUGGUUUUAAAGAAUCAUCAGCGACUCGAUGUAUUGUUUCUGUUGGUGUGAAUUAUGGUGAACAAGAGCUAACUGCAAUGGACUAUGCUAAAGAGUUGGAUGCGGGGUUGUCUAGUAAUGUUUUGUUGGACAAUCUAGGUGCUUUCAAUCAUAGCAAUGAGAUGGAAUGCAAAAUUUCUGAAGCAGAAGCUGAAUCUGGUCCUGUGGAACAAUCAGACGCUGAAUCUGAUCUAGUGGAAGCUAAUUAUGAUCUAGAUGCACCCACCUUCACAAGUCAAGAUGAAAUUCAUGCAGAAGAAUGUGGAAACUUGGAGGUGGCUGCUCCCGAGAAAACCAUUUCAAGUCCCAUAAAAACAGUUCUAGAUCUUCAAGUUGCAGAACGUGGUAUUCUUGGUGAUGGCAUCACAUUACAUGUAACUCCAUUAGAGGACUGUGAUGAAGAGAAGCAAGGCGAAGAGUUAAAAAUUUUGUUUGCCACUCCUGGUUAUGUUUCACAUUCUAAAGAAAAGAAAGCUUUUUUGGCUGGUGAUUCAAGGGACGAGGAUCUCAACAGAGAGGGGCAAGUUUCUCCUAUUAGUGGUAAUGAUACAUCAAAUCUCCUUAGUUCUUUGCGAGACUGUGGUGAACAUGGCCAAGGAGAGUAUCUGAAAAGAUUGUUUGCCACACCAUUUGGUAGUAAAUGCAGCAAGGUAGAUAUAGCAACUAGUAGUGCGAUUAAUGAGACAAGCAGUCAGUGCCAGCACAGUUUCCAUGAAAAUGAGAACAUCACAUUACAUGUAACUCCAUCAGAGGACUGUGAUGAUGAGAAGCAAGGUGAAGAGUUAAAAAUUUUGUUUGCCACUCCUGGUUAUGUUUCACAUUCUAAAGAAGAAAAGAAAGCUUCUUUGGAUGGUGAUUCAACGGACGAGGGUCUCAACAGAGAGGGGCAAGUUUCUCCUAUUAGUGGUAAUGAUACAUCAAGUCUCCAAAAUUCUGUCGGUUAUUGUGGUGAACAUGGCCAAGGAGAGUAUCUGAAAAGAUUGUUUGCCACACCAUUUGGUGGUAAAAGCAGCAAGGUAGAUAUAGCAACUAGUAGUGUGAUUAAUGAGACAAGCAGUCAGUGCCAGCAUAGUUUCCAUGAAAAUGAGAACAUCACAUUACAUGUAACUCCAUCAGAGGACUGUGAUGAAGUUAAGCAAGGCGAAGAGUUAAAAAAGUUGUUUGCCACUCCUGGUUAUGUUUCACAUUCUAAAGAAGAAAAGAAAGCUUCUUUGGAUGGUGAUUCAAGGGAGGAGGGCCUCAACAGAGAGGGGCAAGUUUCUCCUAUUAGUGGUAAUGAUACAUCAAGUCUCCAAAAUUCUGUCUGUGAUUAUGGUGAACAUGGCCAAGGAGAGUAUCUGAAAAGAUUGUUUGCCACACCAUUUGGUGGUAAAAGCAGCAAGGCAGAUAUAGCAACUAGUAUUGCGAUUAAUGAGACAAGCAGUCAAUACCAACACAGUUUCCAUGAAAAUGAGAACGUGGGGGAAGAUCUUAAAGGUUUGUUUGCUACGCCCUCUGUUGUUUCACAAUCUGUUGGAGACCUGCACUACUUUUUUGAAAAUCAAUUGAGUGGAGAAGCAAUGACCACUAGAGGACUUGGCUCAAGCGGAAAAGUAAAUUUAAGUGAAUCUGUCAGGGGUUUGUUUGAGAACAAGCAAGUGGAACAAGUAAGGACUUCAUUUGCAUCACCAGUCUCUGUGAAAUGCAGUCACCAAGAGACUACUUCUACCAAAGGGAACUGUAGCCUAAGUCAUGAAAUGGAACCUUAUAUUUGCAGUGGAGUGGAAAGAGAUCUCAGUGAAUCGGUUUCUGAACAGCAAAUGGUGCCGGAGAUCAAUCAGAGCAGUCCGAACAGAAUUGCUUCUCCUAUUUCAGAGCCUACAUGUGAUGAUAUUGGAUUUUCCGAACAACAAAUGUUGCCGGAGAUCAAUAAGAGCAGUCUCGGGAACAUUAAAACGUCUGAUGCUUUUGAUGAUAGUACUGAAGAUCACUUGAGACUGCUGUUUGCCACCCCAAUCAAAGAAGUAAGCCCUUCCAGAUUGGGUGAAGCUUCUAGUUGUCAAUUGAAGACAGCAAUGAUUGCAUGGGCUUCUGAAAUGGCUGGUAAGCAGCCUAAGCAAGGGCUUGAAUUUGCUGGAGAACCACUUACUGUAGAGAUUAUUAGUGGAGGUUCUGAUAGAACAAAAAGCUCUCAUUUCUCCAAAGAGAUUGAGCAAUUUAAAGGAGGGCCUCUGUUUCCUACACCAUCAAAAGGUACACGUCCACUACAGUUUGAGGAAAGUCCUGGUUGUGAGGAAGAUAUCUUCAAGUAUCUGGAUGGUGUUAAGCUCCUUAACAAUCGAGAACAAAAUUUUGAACAGCACAGUGAUUGUCAAUUUUCAAAUGCAAUAACUGAUGAUACAAGUGAAGAGACACUUCAUUGGAUUCAAACAAACGAUGACAAUGUUCCCAUACAGACAGAACUGGAGACACAGAAAGAAAUUGGUUCUGCCCGUCCAUUCGAGCCCUUGCAUGAGGAAGGGGAAGUCACAGAAGAUGAUCCUCUGGCUGAGGGCAAGGAAGACAAUCAUCCAGUACCAUAUCAAGAAUCUAUUGAAGACGAAGUAAUUAACACUGAUGAAGCAGCAAAAAGUGGUGCUUUAAGUGAUGCCAUUUGCCAAAAACCUAACAUUCUUUUAACUGACAUCAAAACUGAGAACGUAACUCAGGAGAGCACAAGCAAGACCGAUGGCUUUUCUGUUAGUGCUGAAAGUGGAAUUCUUGAAUUUGAUGCUGAAUCCACUGCAUUAAGAAGUCAGGAACCAAUUAUCAUCACAGUAGAAGAGACUAAGGGAGAUGAAGUGCAAAAAUUAGAAGUGAGCAAUAUCAGUAAUACUUUCCUAGAUAAUAUCCUCAAUGAUGAUGAAUAUGCAAAAAACAAUUCAACAGUUUUGCCUGCUGAUGAGCAAUUCCAGUUUCCAGAACAUUAUGCGAUAGAAAAUGAUGGUUCGAGCACUGAGGGGUUUACUGCUUUCACAAAUGAAUGUCAACAUGUUUCUAAGGAAGAUGAUCUUGCUGCUGAGGGGGACAGACUUGUUAUAUUUGAAUCAAAUGAAAGCACGUCUAUGAAUGUUAACGAUUCAGGUCUCACUACACAAAUGGACAUGCCUGGAAUAUUUGCAGAAGAGCCUCAGUGUGGAAGUGAUAAAGAGAAGCCAAGUGCAGCUAAGCAACAAGAUGAUUCUUUUGAUAAAAAGGAGCAUGAAUCAACCGAAGCAGUGUUAUCACCUUCUAAAUCUCAUGAAAGCAUUAGCUUUUCCGAGGAAGGCAUUGCUGGUGAAGAUAAACUGAUAUUUGAGAAAAAGGACGAGUUGGCUGAAAAGAAAGUAGCUUUAACCCCAGCAACAGGUGUGGCUAAAACAUCAUUUGCCAAGCACUUGAACUCCACUGUGAAAAAGAAGAAUGCCAGAAGCAUUCUGAUACAUGGAACCCCUAACAAACUAACUCAGAUAGCUGACAUGAAAGAAAAUGCUCCAAAUGUUAAGGGAGAUAUCGGCACUUUAACUGCGUUAAGGCCGGACAAACGACCUGCUUUGAAAGACCUCCCAAGGAAAUAGAAGAAACAUGUGUGUUAAUCUUGUGAAUUUUUUUCUGUUUUGAUUGUCCUGGUUUGAUGAUGGCUGCACAUCUCAUGGCCUAUACUUCUGUUACAUGAGAACAAAUAGUUUGUGUAAUUAUGGCUUUCUUAUAUUAUUCCAUGGGAUUGACAUUGGAACUGUUCUAAAUUUUUUGGUAAAAGAUUGAUUGACAAGAACAAAAUUCUUAAUGUAAGGAUUUUAUUACGAAAUCUCAAAGAUAAUUUCCAGA
Messenger RNA from Solanum pennellii, 7485 nucleotides. RefSeq lists its product as uncharacterized. Lineage: Eukaryota; Viridiplantae; Streptophyta; Magnoliopsida; Solanales; Solanaceae. The record is from RefSeq and is a predicted model, not a curated record. The transcript has 20 exons. The coding region runs from base 114 to 7235 and encodes 2373 amino acids.